CGCUCGCGUUUCUGCUAGCUGCACGUAAAGCUUGGGCUGCGCUUGAAUUAUAAAUGAAAAGCUGAACAAAAAACAUUUUGAGCGCAGUUUGCACAAAGUAAUAAUUGUUGUCAGUAUAUUGAAUUGUGCGGUGUGUAAAUUUAGCAAAUAGUAAAUAAUUAAUGCUGUAUAAAUUAAAACAAAUGCUGUGAAGUGUUGCAAAUGUGUAAAUAUCGACAUAAAUAAAACAAUUUUCGAAAUUCUUAAAUAAAACCACAAAUAUAACAACUGAAUUGAAUCAAAAUGCCAAAUGCCACGGAAAUAACAACAAAUGGCACUGACUCCAGAAAGCCAUUCAAAGUCAAGGACGUCACGCGCAACAUUAAAAAAGCCGUCUGCGCCGCAAGCCUAGAGGAGAUACGCACCAAGGUGGCCGAGAAAUUUGACAAGUGCGAACAACAGCCAACCAUCCACUUGGACUCCGAUGGCACCGAAAUCGAUGAUGAGGAAUAUUUUCGUACACUCGAUGAGAACACUGAGUUGGUGGCUGUGUUUCCCGGCGAGCAUUGGAUCGAUCCCACUCAUUACGUGACUAUAACCACGCCGAAUGCCACGGCCAACGGCAGCAUCACUGGCAAUCCGGAGAGCGGCGAUACCACGGAUGCCAACAACUCGGAAUCGGCGCGUAUUCGCCAGCUGGUUGGCCAGCUGCAGAAUAACUUGUGCAACGUCUCGGUCAUGAACGAUGCUGACUUGGACUCGCUGUCCAACAUGGAUCCCAACUCGUUGGUGGAUAUAACUGGCAAGGAAUUUAUGGAGCAGCUCAAGGAUGCGGGCAGACCGCUUUGUGCCAAACGCAAUGCUGAGGAUCGCCUGAACUUGUUGAAACUGCUGAAGGCUGGCGCCAUUUUCUGCUCGGAACGCUAUCCGGAAGAUGCGGAGGCCAUUGAUCGCGAGAUUGGGCGGCAGCUGAACGAGGCGGAGAGCGGCCAGGUGACCACAACAAAUGCCAGCAACACGCGUACCAUUGAGGUGGUGCAGUGCGACAAUCAGAAUACCACCAUUACCAUAACCGUUGCCGAGGCCACAACCACAUGCAGCGCCGCCGAGGCGUCGGCCGAAAUCAACGAGGUCAAUGCCAAUUCGAACGGUAAUGGUGAUAUCUGACUGCCCAUUUUGGGCAGCCUUAGAUGAAGCCUGGCUGCCAAGGAGUAGCCAAAUUAAGGCAGUUUUUAUCAAACGUUGUUUCACGCAAAUCAAAAUGCAAACGAACCGAAGAAUCAGUCCUGCAACAUUGGGUUAACAUACACGUAUUUGUAGCAUAUACUUAGGAGCUGCGAAAUGCCAAAUGAACAAAAUACAAAAAUCGAAAUCUUGAAACGUAACGAAAUCUUCAGACAUGCUUCAUAGAAUUUAAGAGCAAAUGAAAGUUAACGAAAUAUUACAUGUACUAGCAUAAAAUCAUAAAUAUCGAAAAGUUGUAAAGCCAACAUGCUGAAAGUCUGCAAAGUUUCGCCUGCAAACUUUUGGACAUAAUUUAAAGAUUGUAAAGUUUAAACAUGAAUUCAGUAGUCCUCUUGAAAUCUAUACUCUACAAACAAUUUAAAAGAUGAUAAUGCAUUGACAGUUGACAGCAAUUUCUCACAGUUAAAGAAGCCUUUUUACUUAGACCAGAUUUUAAAAUUCUAUCCGAUUCUGAGCAACUCUGAAAGUAAUAUAUAUUUCGCUUGAUAUAGGAGUGGGAAAACUUCCAUUAAUAAAGUAAGUUUAGCUAG
Messenger RNA from Drosophila hydei, 1754 nucleotides. It is a transcript of the gene Drep1, whose product is annotated as DNA fragmentation factor subunit alpha. The transcript has 4 exons. Gene Ontology annotation, biological process: regulation of apoptotic process; apoptotic process. NCBI's taxonomy places the organism in Eukaryota, Metazoa, Arthropoda, Insecta, Diptera, Drosophilidae. The record is from RefSeq and is a predicted model, not a curated record. Bases 283 to 1146 code for a protein of 287 amino acids.